CAGACAAGCUUCUUUAAUUGCACACUAAAUCGUCUUCAGGCUCAAAAUUUUGUCCAAUUUAAAACCAUGCAUUUCUCCAUUCCACUCGUUUUCGCUACAUUAUCAUAUUUCCAACCUCAGACUUUUCCUAGUCACAGAUUAAAACGUGAUCUCGUUCAACCCCUUGAAUUUACGAAGUUAGUUGACGCCCUCUCGUACGGAGACAAUUGUUCCUACGCUGCGGAAGAAAUUAGAGAAGAUUUUGCUAAAUCAAUCCUGACCGGAAAACCCAAUGAGGUAGAAAAAAUCUACGAAAUGUAUAUAUUCCAGUCGGAAAUUGUCAAACUAGGAUUUCCGCUUUGCGCGGGGGAAAAAUUGUUGGUUUGCGAUGAAAUUAGUGCAAAAUGUGUGUGUGGUGAUGCUGGCAGGCGCUCAUUUUUAGGUGAGAACCAUCCCAGCGGUCAUGCUGCUCGUUUCGUCCCGAAUUUGAGCCUGGGGUCCUGCCGCUGGGGAGAAAGUACGACUUGCGGCCCGACAGAAUAUCUCCCCAACAAAUCAGAGUACUGCACCUCACGCACGCAAUGCACUAGCAGAAAGACCGGAAACCCUUGCCAAAUUGACGACAUGGUCAAGGUGUUUAUUUCACGAGGAUCACAUGAUGGAGUCAAAGCAUUUUUCUCCGGGGAGAUUUGUACCUGCCAAAGUGUUGAUAAGUCCAAAGUAGUAGCGCAAGUGCCACAUGAGCAAGGAAGCGAUAAAAAAUAUAAGAGCGAUAGUAAGCAUGGAAAAUCGCAAGCCAUUUGGUCCAAUCGGUGUGUCGAUAGAAUAGUCGUCACAAUUAUUGCAAUACUUGCAAUUUUGGUUUUGACGUAAACUUUUAAACUAUUUACUUGUUGCUAACAAGUUCUUACAUACGUUACAAUGCCAAAUUAAGUAAAUAAUUUAGGGUCAUUCUUAAGCAAAUAUUUAGCAAUAAGUGUUUUAAGCUGUAAUCAAUGUACAAAAUAAAAACAAGACUUGA
Messenger RNA from Folsomia candida, 1000 nucleotides. RefSeq lists its product as uncharacterized. Bases 67 to 852 code for a protein of 261 amino acids. NCBI's taxonomy places the organism in Eukaryota, Metazoa, Arthropoda, Collembola, Entomobryomorpha, Isotomidae. The record is from RefSeq and is a predicted model, not a curated record. The transcript has 2 exons.